GCCGCUGCUUCGCGUUGCGCGUCAUGCAAGCGCAUUCAAACAGGAGUCGGUGUUACUCGGGCGUUUUUUUUACUGUUGCAUCGGUAAUAACAGCAGCACACACUGACUGAAGACAGCAGCGUCUCUGCACUCCGAGCGGAGGAAUAUCAACAGCGCGUGUUGUGCGUUUGUUUUCAGCGCUUUUUCAAAACCCUCCGACUCGUAAACACGCAAAACUUUGCAUCCCCGAAGGAGAUACAUUGACUUCUUUUGAUUCUCUCAUACUUGGACUCGCCUCUCCCAAACAAACACGGACAUCAACCGAAAGUUUCCCCUCAGGGAUGAGACCUGGUAUGGCCGUUGUUCACAGUGCAGGAGUACUCUGAAACCAAGGCAAAAGUGGUAUUAAGUCAUGAUGCAGGAGUCGGCCAAUGAGACAAUAAGCAACAGUUCAAUGAGUCAAAAUGGAAUGAGCAGCCUAAGCAGCCAAUUAGAUGCUGGCAGUAGAGAUGGAAGAUCAAGUGGGGAGACGAGCAGUGAAGUAAGCGCAGUCGAGCUGCUGCAUCUGCAACAACAGCAGGCCCUACAAGCAGCAAGGCAAUUACUCCUACAGCAACCAGGCAGUGGCCUGAAAUCUCCAAAGAACAACGACAAACAGCGUCCGUUGCAGGUGCCAGUAUCUGUGGCAAUGAUGAGUCCACAGGUGAUCACACCCCAACAGAUGCAGCAGAUCCUUCAACAGCAAGUCCUUUCCCCCCAGCAGCUCCAAGCCCUCUUACAACAACAACAGGCAGUCAUGCUGCAGCAGCAACACCUGCAGGAGUUUUAUAAGAAACAACAGGAACAACUUCAUCUACAGCUUUUGCAGCAACAGCACCCAGGCAAACAAGCAAAAGAGCAACAGCAGCAGCAGCAGCAGUUGGCGGCACAGCAGCUGGUCUUUCAGCAGCAGCUCUUGCAAAUGCAGCAACUGCAGCAGCAGCAGCACCUGCUCAACAUGCAGAGGCAGGGCCUCCUCUCUAUGCCCCCCGGCCCAGGACAGCCCACCCUCCCCGGACAGACUCUGCCGCCAGCUGGUCUGAGCCCCGCUGAACUCCAGCAACUUUGGAAAGACGUCACUGCGAGCCACACCAUGGAGGAUAAUGGGAUGAAACACAGCGGCCUGGACCUGAGCACCACCAACAACUCGUCCACUACCUCCACCAGCAACCCCAAAGCUUCUCCACCCAUCACUCAUCACAGCAUGUCCAACGGCCAGUCCCCAGCUCUCAACAACAACCGGAGAGAGAGCUCAUUGCAUGAAGAGACUGCAGUAUCACACUCUCUUUAUGGCCACGGAGUGUGCAAAUGGCCAGGAUGUGAAAGUAUUUGUGAUGACUUUGGACAGUUUUUGAAGCACCUUAACAGUGAACACGCACUGGAUGACAGGAGUACUGCCCAGUGCCGAGUACAGAUGCAGGUGGUACAACAGCUAGAGAUACAGCUUUCUAAAGAACGUGAGCGUCUUCAGGCGAUGAUGGCACACUUGCACAUGAGGCCCUCAGAGCCCAAACCAUCACCAAAACCGUUGAAUCUGGUCUCCAGUGUCACCAUGUCAAAGAACCUCCCGUCCAUCUCACCUCCAAACUUACCUCAGACGCCAACCACGCCCACUGCUCCAAUCACACCCCUUUCCCAGAUGCCCCAGGUGCCCAACGUUCUCAGUCCUGCCAACGUGCCCAGCAUGGGUGCCAUGCGAAGACGCCACACCGACAAAUACUCCAUGGCCUUGUCCUCAGAAAUCGCCCCAAACUACGAGUUUUACAAGAACGCCGACGUCAGGCCGCCGUUUACUUAUGCAACCCUCAUCAGGCAGGCUAUCAUGGAGUCAAGUGACAUGCAGCUAACGCUCAACGAAAUCUACAGCUGGUUCACGCGCACCUUCGCCUACUUCAGACGCAACGCCGCCACCUGGAAGAACGCAGUGCGACACAACCUCAGCCUGCACAAGUGUUUCGUCCGAGUGGAGAACGUGAAGGGCGCCGUAUGGACCGUGGACGAAAUGGAAUACCAGAAACGCAGGUCACAGAAGAUUACAGGGAGCCCUACGCUAGUCAAAAACCUGCCAUCCAGUCUGGGUUACGGGGCAGCUCUCAACGCCAGCUUACAGGCUGCGUUGGCGGAGACCACUUUGCCGCUUCUGGGUAAUCCAGGCUUGAUGAACAGCGCGUCAGGUAUGAUGGGAGCGAGUCCUCCAGUACUGCUGAGCGGCAGCCCGACAGGACUCUUACAGGGAACCACGCAUGAGGAGCUCAACGGCACACUAGACCACCUGGACACCAAUGGACACAGCAGUCCUGGAUACUCCCCACACACCCACCUGCCUCCCAUUCACGUCAAGGAGGAGCCACUAAACAUGGAGGACGAGGACUGUCCGAUGUCACUGGUGACCACAGCCAAUCACAGUCCUGAACUGGAUGACGACCGGGAGCUUGAGGAGGGCAACCUAUCGGAGGACCUGGAAUGACUAUUUUGCCCCACCCCUCCGCUGGGGCUCUGCCCCUUUCAGGCCCCGCCCCUCAACUAAACCACAAACACAGCAAAAAGACUGGACGCAGCAGGCGGGAGUAUUUAUUUAGCAUGCAUCUGGAGACUGGCCCGAAGAAAAUCUAUAGCUCAGAUCUUUAGGGACCACAGAUGGACAGACACGAGAGACGUCUGCUUUUUAAAAACAAACAUACAAAAGGAAGAACAAAAAGGACAAGAUUUCAUCUGAAUCCGCUCGGCCAAAUCACACAACGAACACAAGGCUCACGGAACUGAAGCGAAACGGGAGCGAGUGCGUUCUGUAGAAAGCCAGCGGCCACAUAUACUGCCAAAAAAAAAAAAAAAAAAAAAGGAAGUUUUAAGUUUGUGAAUAUCCAAGCCACAGUAGUCGUCGGUGUUAGAUGCAAUUGCUGGUUCAAUUCAAGUUGUUGCUCUGUUCUUUUUUUGCACAUGAAGUAGUAUCAGAAAUUUAGUGUCACUGCCUGUAUGUCGAUGAAAUUUUAAAAAGGAAAAACAAACAAAAAAAAAAGCUGUUUUCCGUUGUUGUUGUUGCUGUUAAUUUCCCCCUCCUCCCCCCAUCACUGUUGUUUAGUUCCUCCCGCUAAGCUUACGUUCAUUCCGUGUCAUGUUUGCGACACCACCAACUGUAAAUGGCAUUUCUUAAAGUCACGUCAAUAACACAACCGUGGUUUCAAGACUGUUGCAGCCGUCCAAAAAAAAAAAAAGUACACAAAAAAAAACGUAGGUCUCGCUAGCUCUGUUUCUGCUGAAAACGUGACUUGUGAUUCAGUUGCAUCUCGAAAAACACGACGCGUUUCCGCAUACUCUUCUAGUCUCUUUACCUCCUUGUUCUAAAGCUUUGUCUACCUGCAGAGAGUCACAGGCAACAGCUAGAAACCAAAGCCAACACUAUCAACGGCCAAUAGCUUAGACAGAAGCCGCCAGACUCUUUGGUCAGUCUUCUGUGACUAGUACAAAGAAGCUUUUCGUUUCGUUUGUUUUUUCCACUAACUACCUUCGAAUAACCUCUGGGAUUAUCUCCUUUAGCCCUGUACAAAGAUUUGAAAAUGAUUUUGCUGUAAUUUGAUCGACAGGCGGAGUGCUCGCUAUGGCCUGGUGAAUUCACCCAAAGUCAGUGAGGUUCAGGUAGAGCAAGAGAGCAGCUAUAAAUGGAUCAUGACCAAAAUACCCAUUCGUGGAAGUGCAGAAAUUGAGUUUCAUUUACUAUUAUUUGCGUGAAGCAUCUCAUCAUUGUUUUGUUUUUUUUUCUACUAGUGAAAUGUACUGUUCAUUGUGACUGUCCGACGUGUCAUGUCUUAUAUCCGUCAAUUUACUUCAGAGCCGAAACCGAAAACUAUAGUAACCAAACUCUUAAGAUAUCUAGUGAAGCCAAAAAAGUCAUGAUUUCAAGUCGAUGUGAAAUGAUGUGGCUUGGUUAUAUUGUAGAAGCAAAUAACAGAGCCAUGACAGGAAGAGGACAGGACGAGUCCUUUUCCAGCUGACGUUUGCUUUGCUCCAUUGAUUCAGACUCAUUGUAUAAUUCAUGGCUAUAUAGACACGAAGGUUUGUGGUUAGACCAUGUAUGGUGUGUAAGUAGCAACCGGUUAUUUUGAGGUAAAACAGGAAGUGAUCGCUCACUUUUAUUUGAACGUCGCUGACGUCAUCGAGGAGAAGCGGUUGUUGCUUUAAAGUUCCUUUUCAGUCAGUCAAACCAAAGUUAUACAGAUUUCUGCCUCUACAGUUGAAAAUAACGCAAAGCCUGUUUCCUUUUCUUCUUUCUCUUUACUUUGAUUGUUCUCUAAUGCAGAAAGCCCAUUUGAAACGGAUAACUGCUUUGUGUUGUAAACCGAUAAUGUCAAACUUUGUCUCUCUGUGUGUGUGUGUAAAACAUACUGUGCAGUUGUUCCCAUUUUGUGCCAAACCUAGGGUUGGCUGCUAGUUUAGCGCACACACACACUCUAAUAAGACAGCAGAGCUGGAUCCAGGGACAAAGCUUAUCCCUUAUCCUUUGCUGGAGUCAGCAAUUUGACUUGAAGAUGACAUUCAUAAUAAUUUUAUGGCACCAAAUAUAAGGACGCAGCGUCUUUGAAUAAGAAGAUACAAAAAGGGUUUCUCCCACUUAUCCAAAAAAAGGCUUCUACCUCUUCACAACACGAGAAAAAAUGGCAGAUUGCACGAGUCGCUAGAACGCCACCGACACAUUUUUCCAACCCGAUUCACGCUGGACCUCGCCAAAAGCGCCAGUUUACAUUCCCAAAGGCAGAUGUGGAAGGUUUGCAUUGAACUAGUUUGUCCUCAAGACAUUUGUAGAAUGAAUAUGUAAAAAAAUACCUGUAAGGGGAUGAUAUUGUGUUAUUAAAAAAUGCAUGUCUAAAUUCAUUUGGUGGACUGGAAAUAAGAAUUAAUAAACACAUAUGAUAAAAAAUGUCAGGAUGAUGAUGUUGAUGAACUAAAGUGUGCAUACCUCAGCUAUACUGUUUCCACGGGGAGAUGAUGAUGAUCGACAAAAGAAACUCUCAGCCACAGAAUGCAUAUUACCUGUAGAGUUUGCAUGGGUUUUGUAAAAACAUUUUAAAAAAUGUCUAAAAUAGUUGCUUGCACAUAAUACCAGAAGAACCUCCAGGUCGGCAAUCUCCUUCAAUAGAUUUUAGGAUUGUCCGGGAUUUUUUUCUGGGAUGAUUUUGUCUGUAUUUUGAUAAUUGUGCAUAUUAUGUAAAAAGAUACAAAAAAAAAAAUGUUGGUGGACCCAUGAAUUUACCAGACAUUUUUUUCUAAGCUAAAAAGAUCAGUGUUUUUCUUUUAUUUUUCCUGAAUUUCAUGAAUUUUUACUGUUCUCUCAUUGCUUGCUACGAAUAGCAAACCUGCUUUUUCCUGCAUCUGCGUUGCGUAGCUGUAAGGCUUUUCCUAAUGUGUGUAUUUAUUGCUUGUACCUCUGUGCAUACGUUCUGAAGCAUUACGUCUGGCAGUUGAGUCAUGUAUCCUUUCUAAUAACUAUCAUUCUCCGGGAAUAUGAUCCCCUAUGUAUACAGUAAAUUGGAACUGUAGCGAAAACAAAAAACAACAAAAAAAAAACAAACAUGUUUAUGUAAUUGGUGAAUACCUUUUGGUUGUUUUUGCCUUUUGGUUUGGUUUCGAAGAAUCGAGACUGUCUUUUGAUACUUUUCAUUACCGUGUACUGUGUCCAUAUGUUACGGAUUUCUGCGAGAGUAGAGGUCAUGAUUGAGAACUGUAACGGCCGUUAUUAUUUUCUGUAUUCAUGGCUUUUCACUGCUGAAUAAAAUAAAGGACCAAAACUAGGAUUUGAAAA
Molecule: messenger RNA, 5812 nt
Organism: Danio aesculapii
Lineage: Eukaryota; Metazoa; Chordata; Actinopteri; Cypriniformes; Danionidae
Gene: foxp2
Product: forkhead box P2
Exons: 19
Coding region: 392-2485 (697 amino acids)
Biological process (GO): regulation of transcription by RNA polymerase II
Cellular component (GO): nucleus
Molecular function (GO): RNA polymerase II cis-regulatory region sequence-specific DNA binding; DNA-binding transcription repressor activity, RNA polymerase II-specific
Source: RefSeq, a predicted model, not a curated record